Molecule: messenger RNA, 2053 nt
Organism: Silurus meridionalis
Lineage: Eukaryota; Metazoa; Chordata; Actinopteri; Siluriformes; Siluridae
Gene: barhl1b
Product: BarH-like homeobox 1b
Exons: 3
Coding region: 608-1645 (345 amino acids)
Biological process (GO): regulation of DNA-templated transcription
Molecular function (GO): DNA-binding transcription factor activity, RNA polymerase II-specific; DNA binding
Source: RefSeq, a predicted model, not a curated record
UUGCAUCGGCCGGUUUUGAGCAGUGAGGAUCGCCACUGCAACUUCCUCUGUAGGGAACUGAUGAACAUUUUCUGCGGUAUUUUCACCUCGCGUGUGUUUGUGGUCGUAGCUCGGGGUUGGUGCUCCUGUCCAUGGUGCUGAAACUCAGCUUCGUCUCAGCUUCAUUGCACCUUCAUCUAAUUGCACUUUACUACAUCCUGAAAGUAGCGCGUGGUACCGCGGGGGUUCUGCAUGAUGAUUUCUUUCAGAAUGGUUUUACAAACAAUUUAAAUAGUUGAAGUAUUUUUUUUAUUGUUUUAUCAGGAUUCGGAAAAUUAUUUACAAAUUGCUGACAUAUUUAGUUUUUUUUUUUUCAUCGUGGCUUUUUUUUGUUGUUGUUAAAAGAGAAAGAGACAUAGAGAAAAGGAGAACUGGAGAACUUCUACCGUCCUGAAGAAAGAAGAAACUUUCUCAAGACAUUGGAUGAAUAGCUCCGAAGCUCUGUUGGAUGUUCCUACUGGAUAGGCUGUGAUUGUCGUGCCAUUUUUGUGAGUCGAACUUGGCCGAACCCAAAUGAGAUUUUGAAAGCUCUGGCCCGGGAGGCAGCGCUCUAUUUUUUCCCCCCUGAAUGGAGGCGUCCACCCACGGCUCGGGCUCCGGCUCCGGCUUUGGCAUCGACUCCCUUCUGUCCCACAGACCCGGAAGUCCGGCGGUGGUGGUCGCAAAGGGUAACAUCGGCUUGGAGGGCGAAUGCCGGUCUCCACCGGAGUUCAGCGCCGCGUCGGACGCGGAGAGCGUGUGCUCGAGCCCGCCGUCGCCGAGGCGAGAGGAGCGCGAGGAGGACGAGGAGCGCGAGGCGCACGAGCAGCGGCGGGGCCGCGCGCUCGCCCUGCCGUCGCACACGCACCACGGCCCGGUGUCCGCCGCGCCCCAGCCGCGCACAGUCACCUCGUCCUUCCUGAUCAGAGACAUCCUUGCCGACUGCAAGCCGCUGGCCGCGUGCGCGCCCUAUUCCAGCAACGGGCAACCGACGCACGAGGCGAGCAGGUUAGCGUCUAAAGUGGCCGAGGAGUUCAUCGAGAAGAUCCAUAGCAGCUCGUCCUCGGACGGAGAAUAUAACAAAGUGAAAGAAGAAGGAGACAGGGAGAUAUCCAGCAGCAGAGAUAGCCCCCAGGUGCGACUGAAGAAGCCGAGGAAAGCGCGCACCGCCUUCACCGACCACCAGCUCGCGCAACUCGAGCGCAGCUUCGAACGCCAGAAAUACUUGAGCGUGCAGGACCGCAUGGAGCUCGCGGCCUCCCUCAACCUCACCGACACGCAGGUGAAGACCUGGUACCAGAACAGGAGGACGAAGUGGAAGCGGCAGACGGCUGUGGGACUCGAACUCUUAGCAGAAGCCGGGAACUACUCUGCGCUCCAGAGAAUGUUUCCGUCACCGUAUUUCUACCCGCAAGGUUUGGUCUCGGGUCUCGACCCCGGAGCGGCCGCGCUGUCCUACCUGUGCCGGGGCGCCGGAGCUCCUCCUCCCCCUACUCCUGCGGCGCUACAGCGGCCUCCGCUCGUACCGCGGAUUCUCCUGCACGGGCUGCAGGGCGGACACGAGCCUCCUCCGCCUCUCCCCCCACUGCCGGGUGUGGUACUGCCCAGACCCACCCCACCACGAUGAGCUCCCCUGGCUCGGACAUUACUUUUAAGACCAUAGACUGGAAACUUGGUCUAUACUUAUAUACCUAGGUCUAUCUUGGUCUAUACCUAUAUUAAGACACACACACGCGCGCAAACACACACACACACACAAACACACACCUGGCAGCUCUGGACUUCAACCUUACUGUUGACUAAAGGAUGGAGAAUAUAUAUUAUAUCAUAAAGCCAAUAUAUAUGCUUCUUAACUAAAGAAGCAAACUCUAAGUUGAUGAUGUUGUUAACGUUAUAAGUCAUAAUUUAUGUAAUUAUUUAUGCCCCCCCUUUUUUGUAUUUAACUUAUAUAUUUAUAUAGGAUUAUUCUUUGUUAUCAUUUAUGUUCAGAGAAAGGAGAUGUUUCUGAAGGACGCAAUAAUAAGAAAAAAAGAGA